Trifolium pratense (red clover) is the source of this 1264-nucleotide messenger RNA. RefSeq names its product bZIP transcription factor RISBZ4-like. Gene Ontology annotation, molecular function: DNA-binding transcription factor activity. The transcript has 6 exons. Gene Ontology annotation, biological process: regulation of DNA-templated transcription. Bases 126 to 1031 code for a protein of 301 amino acids. The record is from RefSeq and is a predicted model, not a curated record. NCBI's taxonomy places the organism in Eukaryota, Viridiplantae, Streptophyta, Magnoliopsida, Fabales, Fabaceae.
AUUCUAUUUAUACCCUUGAAGCUCCUAACCUCACUCCCUUUUCCCACUUUCUCUAUUCUUCUUACUGCUUAAGUUUUCUCUCUUCUCUUCUCCGGCGACGUAAUUUUAUCAAUCUCAUCAAAGCGAUGGCAUCAACGGAAUCAGAUCUAGAUGAGUUUCUUAAUCUCGAUUACGAACUUCGUUAUCCAACUCUUGCUGAUACUGAAGCAUUUAUGACCGGUGUUUGCUCCGCCGCUUUUCAAACUCUGUUACCGGAUACAGUGACUUCAUUUUCAACUUGUGGUGGAUUAACAGACUCUCAAAAUUUUACUGCCAAACAUUCCACCAUCACUGCUACUAUUGAUUCUCAAUCAUCAAUUUAUGGCACUGUUGGAAGCCCAGUUUCAGCUAAUAAACCAAACAGCAGGGAGAAUCAUACCAAAGGGACUACAAGUGGUUCCUCUGAUCCUUCUGAUGAGGAUGAUGAAUUAGGUCCUUGUGAACAAAGCACAAAUCCACUUGAUAUCAAACGCCUUAGAAGGAAGGUUUCUAAUCGCGAGUCAGCCAGGAGGUCAAGGCAAAGAAAACAUGCGCAUUUGUCUGAACUUGAGUCUCAGGUUGAAAAGCUGAAACUGGAAAAUGCAACCCUAUAUAAGCAGUUUACAGAUACUAGUCAACAAUUUCACGAAGCUGAUACUAAUAAUCGAGUGCUAAAAUCAGAUGUAGAAGCUUUGAGAGCUAAGGUGAAGUUAGCUGAAGAUAUGGUCACUAGGAGCUCUUUCACCACAUCCUUAAACAAUCAAUUUUUUCACAAUCAAUAUCAAUCGAGCACACCACCACAACUCAACGCGACUAACAUUCGUCGCAUGCCACAUGUCUCGCCAACCAUCAAUGUCCAGCAAGGAAAUGGUGCCUCGUACGGUGGUGUUGCGGUUGGUGAACACAAUUCUAAUUUUGUUGGGUUUGGAAACUUGGACAUGAGCAAUUUCAAUGACGCCGUCGACAAUGGAGUCCUAAGCAAUGCUUUGAGCUGUGUAACUAUUUGGCCUUAAGGGUUUCACUUGAUCACUACAUCCAGCUUUAUAUUAUGUCAUGUCUUGUGUAUUUGAUUAGUAGAUUAAGUUAUUAUCUUACUUAGGUUUCUCUUUAAUUAUUAUGCUCAUUAAGAUAGUGUGUUCUCAUGUUGCAUUUCGUUUUGUAUAAAAAGGACUUUAUUACUUUGUGCAUUUCUGAUAGUAUAAUUCACUGCGAGAGAAAUAACCUCUCACUUUAUCAUAUGAUUCAA